Messenger RNA from Postia placenta MAD-698-R-SB12, 627 nucleotides. RefSeq lists its product as hypothetical. Gene Ontology annotation, cellular component: nucleus. Gene Ontology annotation, biological process: mRNA export from nucleus. The record is from RefSeq and is a predicted model, not a curated record. Gene Ontology annotation, molecular function: mRNA binding. The transcript is spliced from 6 exons. The coding region runs from base 1 to 627 and encodes 208 amino acids. Lineage: Eukaryota; Fungi; Basidiomycota; Agaricomycetes; Polyporales; Adustoporiaceae.
AUGGAUAAGACUCUGGACGAGAUCAUCGCUACCCGCCCCAAGGGCAUCCGUCGCACCACUAAUCGACGCGGCUCAGCCAAGACCCAGGUUCUAGGUAGUCCGACCGCACCUAUUGCCAAAGCACGCGCAAAUGCUGCUGCCAACGGCACGAAGACCGCUGCCCCCACCGCCGCUCAACCUUCCGACAAGAUUAUCGUUUCCAACCUACCCCCAGAUGUGAACGAGCUUCAAGUCAAGGAAUUGUUCCACACCACUGUCGGACCCCUGCGUGACGUGACGUUGCACUAUGACAGUCAAGGUCGUUCCAAAGGCGUUGCUGCUGUUCAGUUUCAGCGGCGCGGCGACGGUACCAAGGCUUUUCAACAAUACAACAAUCGACUCAUUGAUGGAAAGCGUCCCAUGAAGAUCGAGAUUGUUGUGGACCCUACGCGUCCUGCGCCUCCGGCUUCACUCGCCGCUCGUGUUGCUCCAGCUCCCGCGGUUGCUACCGAAGUCACCAGAACUGGUGGACGCCCGAGACGUGGGCGCGGAGGACCCAGGAGAAAGAACGAGAGGCCUGCUAAGACGGUGGCCGAUCUCGAUGCCGAGAUGGAGGAUUAUACGGCUAACAACGCUCCUGCUGCUUAG